CCGGGGCGGCAGCCGGCAGCACAUGGCUCCUCGCCGCGUCCUCCCCGAGCUCGUCGGGGCCCUCCUCCUCGUUCUCGCCGCGCGCGGCGAGGCCGGGGCGCCCCGCCUCCGCGGCUCCGUCGCCUGCCUCGACUGCUCCGCGGGGCACGACCUCUCUGGUGUGGUGGUCGCGGUGAGAUGCGCCGGCGGCGCGGGCCUCCUCCGCGCGGCGCAGACGGACGCCCGCGGCGCGUUCGACGUGGCCAUGCCGGCGGCGGCGGCGGUGCCGCCGUCGUCAUCCAGCUCGGCCACGCCGUGCGCGGCGAGGGUCCUCGGCGCCGCCACGGAGCAGCUCUGCGCGCCGCGGGGGCUCGCGGUGGCGCGCGUCGUCCCGGGCCCCUCCUACGCGCUGGGCUCCCCCCUCGCCUUCUUCACGGCGAGGUGCCGUCCAGCUAGCGCUAGCGGCGGCUCGGCUGUCGCGCCGACGACCACGGACGCCGCCCCUGACCAGCAGCGGCAGCGGGUGCCGCCGCCGGCACAGCCCGCGCUCCCGGAGAUGCAGGCCCCGGUGGGCGCUCCCCCGCGCGCCGGUGGCGACACCAGCCCGCCGCCGUUCGGCGUUGGAGGAGGGCUGCCUCUCAUCUUCUUCUUCCCGUUCAUCCCCAUCAUCGGCAUCCCCUGAAUGAGUGAAGCACUACUACUACACCAAGAUUGUAUGUUACUACUCUACGCGCGCGUGUAACAGCAACAAAUAAUGCGA
Messenger RNA from Panicum virgatum (switchgrass), 739 nucleotides. Its product is annotated as atherin-like. The record is from RefSeq and is a predicted model, not a curated record. NCBI's taxonomy places the organism in Eukaryota, Viridiplantae, Streptophyta, Magnoliopsida, Poales, Poaceae. Bases 23 to 661 code for a protein of 212 amino acids. The transcript is spliced from 2 exons.